This is a messenger RNA of Pyrenophora tritici-repentis Pt-1C-BFP, 1548 nucleotides long. RefSeq lists its product as uncharacterized. The record is from RefSeq and is a predicted model, not a curated record. Lineage: Eukaryota; Fungi; Ascomycota; Dothideomycetes; Pleosporales; Pleosporaceae.
AUGGCGUCCAGCUCCACUGAAACCACUCCCCUGGUCUCGUCAAUGUCAAGCUCCAGCCGAACAAUACCGCCCAAGCCUCAGCGUACCGUGACAUUUAACCCGACCGUCACGUCUACCAGCCCGAAGCCGCCGGCUAGAUCGGUAUCGCAUGUUGCCUCUUCGUCGGGCCAUGCAGCCACCACCCAAGGUGGGCAGCCAAUGCUGUCAACAUUGAACAGUAAACUGCGCAGACGGAACAGUUCCGGUGCUCCUGCCAGGUUGCCUUCCCUGCCUGCGCCCAAGAUUGGUCCGCAGAGAACGACGAGAACAGCGCAGAAACUAAAGCUCCUGCCCGAUCCGGCCGCAGAUGAAGCCGAGGACGAAGAGAGUGGACGCGACGUGUACGUGCAGUACACCAGGAUAAAGGACCCCACGGCGAGAAGAGACGCUGCUCGGCUUGGAAAGGCUGAUAGAGAGCGGUUGCCAAGAGUGACGGCAUACUGUACGGCCGGAUCAUACAAGCUCGAUGAGAUGAUGCGCUUCUUAAAAGGCAAGCACAAGACGAGGGGUGCGGUACCCAAGCGCUUUGACGAGUGCAUAUACUCCCCCUACAACUACGGUUCAACCAAGGGCCCAGAGGAUGUCAGUAGCACUGCUGUUCUUGAUGGCUUUUCCGAUGACCGACCCCGAAGGUUCUCAGACAGCGCCAUUGAAGUAGAACACGAGAACGAGAGGAGGAGGCAGGAUCUAAUUGACCUAAACGACGAUGGCGACGCCCCGGACCUUGCAAACGAACAGGCCGUCACCACCAGACGUCCUUCAAUAACCCAUGCCGACUCGGACCCCACCAUGGAUGCACCCGACUUCGACACCAGUGUACAUACACCCGAAGUUUUCCUCUUCGAAUACGGUACUGUUGUCAUCUGGGGCAUGACUUUGCAAGAGGAGAAGAAGUUCCUCAAGGAGAUUGCCAAGUUUGAAGUCGACAAGCUCGGCAAGGACGAGAUUGAGACGGAAGAGUUCAACUUCUACUACACACGCGAGUACCAGGCCCGGAUAUACAACGACUUCAUCAGUCUGCGCGACAAGAAGAACUACAUGAUCAAGCUCGCCAUCAGCCAUGGCCUUUCCCAAAGUGUCAAGACGUCCCUGUUUGAGGAUUUGGUGGAUAACACGAUUGAUGAAACAAAGGACAUUCCGGUUGAAAUUGCAGCCUCGGGCAAAAUCAACCUCAACAAGAAACAGAUCAACAUGCAGAUCGGAGAGCUAUUCAUCCUACGCAUCAGCAUUCACUUGCAGGGCUCGGUGCUCGAUGCGCCAGAGCUCAUGUGGGCAGAGCCGCAGCUGGACCCGGUGUACCAAGCCGUCCGAAGCUAUCUGGAGAUGGACCAACGAGUCAGCCUCUUGACGGAGAGACUGAACGUUAUUGGAGACUUGCUCGCAGUUCUCAAGGAUCAACUGACAGUGACACAUGGCGAACUGCUCGAAUGGAUCGUCAUCAUCUUGAUUUUCGCUGAAGUGCUAGUAGCAGCAAUCAACAUCUUCGUUGACUUGCACGCAGCGGAUUGA